Messenger RNA from Morone saxatilis (striped sea-bass), 1656 nucleotides. RefSeq names its product M-phase inducer phosphatase 1-like. Bases 1 to 660 code for a protein of 219 amino acids. The record is from RefSeq and is a predicted model, not a curated record. Gene Ontology annotation, biological process: positive regulation of G2/M transition of mitotic cell cycle; positive regulation of G2/MI transition of meiotic cell cycle; protein dephosphorylation. Gene Ontology annotation, cellular component: nucleus; cytoplasm. Lineage: Eukaryota; Metazoa; Chordata; Actinopteri; Moronidae. The transcript is spliced from 6 exons. Gene Ontology annotation, molecular function: protein tyrosine phosphatase activity.
AUGGAGGGCUUCUCUCUGCUCCAGAGGUCCAAGUCCUGCUGCCAGACGGACAUUGAGAAGCUGCUGGACGGAGAGGACGGCUCUAACGAGCUAAUAGGAGAUUUCACCAAGCCUUUUGUACUCCCCACAGUGGAUGGCAAACAUCAAGACCUCAAGUACAUUACCUCAGAGACGAUGGUGGCAGCUGUCUCCAACCAGUUUAAUCAUCUAGUCGAGCAAGUCAUUGUCAUCGACUGCCGCUACCCCUACGAAUUUGAGGGAGGACACAUCAAGGGAGCCCUGAACUUGCACCAGGAGGACCAGGUGGAGGACUUCCUCCUCAAAACGCCCAUCAUCCCAUCCUGCCAGGACAAACGCGUCGUCAUAAUCUUCCACUGCGAGUUCUCGUCGGAGCGCGGCCCCCGCAUGUGCCGGUUCGUCAGGGAGAGAGACCGCGCCAUGAACGAGUAUCCCAAACUCCACUACCCCGAGCUCUACAUCCUCAAGGGCGGAUACAAAGACUUCUUCCCCCAUUUCCAGUCCCAAUGUGAACCUGAGUCCUACCGGCCCAUGCACCACGAGGACUUCAAGGAGGACCUGAGGAAGUUCCGCCUCAAGAGUCGCACCUGGGCCGGGGAGCGCAGCAAGAGAGACAUGUACAGCCGACUCAAGAAGCUGUGAGCGCCUCCUCGUCCUCCUAAACUGCCUCCAAAACACACUGCCUCCCCCCCCCUGAACAGACGGAGCACAAACUCCUCUCAGCCUGAGGCCUCACCCCACCAAACGAGGAAAUACCUUUUUGGGAUCGUGCCAACAGAAGGGGAUUUUUAUAUAAAGUCUCAAAUGUUCAUUUAACUAUAGCAAAGUUAGUUAUUUAUGCAAAUUUAAAAGAGGGAAAGACGUGACACAAUGAACGCUUGACCUAAAGAAGUCGCUGAGGUGCGGUGGGCAGAUUUCUUUAAGGUGAUCUGAAGCAAUGUGAUCGUUUUUAAAAACCACUCGGACCUACUGCCUGUUUUACCUUAUUGUUUUUUACUAUCCUGGCGUUUGCAGCACAAAUCACUGCCAGAUUGCAAUAACACAACCAAACCACACUGCCAAGUCUGAAGUCUGCCUCCUCCCUGGAUAUUUGUUUUUUAUUUUGCAUUUGUCAUGUCCCACCUUAUUUAAGCACUUAAUUUAAAUACCUUGAAAUGGUGAGGUGCUUUUUUUGUUGUUUUUGAUACUGGUUUUAUUUUUUAUUGAAUUGUCUACCCCAUUUACACAUUGAACACAUUUUGUGGAAAGUAUGCCUUUCUCUAGGCGUCCCAAACUGCUAAUUGGACAUUUUAAUGACAACUUGUAUAAGAUUAUUGCAGAGCUUUUCUUUUCUUCUACCUUUGAUCAGUUGCAAUACUUGGUAACUUUUUUUUUCUCGGCCAGAAGAUGCCAAAGCAAACCAACUACCUGUUAACUUUGCAGUGAGAUUUUUUUCUAUUGCUGCAGGUCAGCGAGUGUGAGGAUUUUUGAUCUAAGAAAAACAUUCUUUGUUUUGCUUUGAUUCCUUUUUAAUUUUGAGAGAGAAACUGUCUUCCCCUCUGCAGAUCUAAUGAUGUUUAUAAUGAAUUGGGGUGAUUUGAAUAUUUUGGUACAGGCUCGUGGGGGAGCCGCUGAAAUAAAGAGCCAAUGUGUGUUCAA